AUGGCUUCUCCUCCUGUGAUGCCUGAAGGAGGAGGAGGAGCGGGAAAUGUCGUUAGGAAAAUCGCAGGUGCUUCUAUUGCUUGGAAAGAUUUGACUGUUACUAUGAACGGGAAGAGAAGAUAUUCAGAUAAGGUGGUUAAGAGCUCGAACGGCUAUGCGUUUCCCGGGACUAUGACUGUGAUCAUGGGUCCUGCGAAAUCCGGGAAGUCUACACUCUUGAGAGCUCUUGCUGGAAGAUUGCCUCCUUCAGCUAAAAUGUACGGAGAGGUGUUUGUGAACGGAUCAAAGUCACAUAUGCCUUAUGGAUCAUACGGGUUUGUUGAGAGGGAGACACAACUCAUUGGAUCGCUUACGGUUCGCGAGUUCCUGUACUAUUCUGCUCUGCUUCAGCUUCCUGGUUUCCUCUGUCAGAAAAGGAGUGUUGUGGAAGAUGCGAUCCAAGCUAUGUCUCUGAGUGAUUACGCGAACAAAUUGAUCGGUGGUCAUUGUUACAUGAAGGGACUCCGAAGUGGCGAAAGAAGACGUGUCUCUAUUGCUCGUGAGCUUGUUAUGCGGCCGCAUAUCUUGUUCAUCGAUGAACCUCUUUAUCAUCUUGACAGUGUUUCGGCACUGCUUAUGAUGGUGACACUAAAGAAGCUUGCGAGUAUGGGAUGUACACUUGUAUUCACGAUUUAUCAAAGCAGUACCGAAGUGUUUGGUUUGUUUGAUAGAAUCUGCCUUUUAUCAAACGGAAACACACUCUUCUUUGGGGAGACGCUUGCUUGCUUACAGCACUUCUCAAAUGCUGGAUUCCCAUGCCCGAUAAUGCAAAGUCCCUCGGAUCAUUUCUUGCGGGCUAUAAACACAGAUUUCGAUAGGAUUAUUGCAAUGUGCAAAAACUGGCAGGACGAUAAUGGGGACUUUUCAGCAGUGAAUAUGGAUACUGCUGUUGCUAUUCGAACUCUCGAAGCUACUUAUAAAUCAUCUGCAGAUGCUGCUUCCGUCGAGACUAUGAUACUCAAACUUACCGAAAGGGAGGGCACACAGCUUAAAUCCAAGGGAAAAGCUGGUGCUGCUACGCGUGUUGCAGUGCUCACUUGGAGAUCGCUUUUAGUUAUGUCGAGGGAAUGGAAAUACUAUUGGCUCAGACUUAUCCUCUACUUGAUUCUUACACUUUGUAUUGGCACAUUAUAUUCUGGCUUGGGACACUCUCUGUCUUCUGUUGCAACAAGAGUUGCUGCUGUGUUUGUUUUUGUCUCCUUUGCCUCACUAUUGGGAAUUGCUGGAAUACCUUCGCUUUUGAAAGAAAUCAAGAUAUAUAGAAGUGAAGCAUCGAACCAGCAUUCGGGUGCUUUUGUCUUCCUGCUUGGACAGUUUCUUGGAAGCAUACCGUUCUUGUUUCUCAUGUCCAUUUCCUCAAGCCUUGUCUUCUACUUCAUGGUCGGAUUAAGAGACGAUUUCAGCUUGUUGAUGUACUUUGUGCUCAACUUCUUCAUGUGCCUAUUGGUUAACGAAGGCUUGAUGCUCUCCAUUGCUUGCAUUUGGCGAGAUGUUUACUGGAGCACCUUGACUCUCAUCUCUGUACACGUGAUCAUGAUGCUCGCUGCAGGUCACUUCAGGAUCCGAAACGCUUUACCAAAACUCGUGUGGACUUACCCUUUCGCUUACAUCUCGUUCCACACUUACUCCAUUCAGGGUCUUUUGGAGAAUGAGUACUUAGGGGAAGUGUUUGCGGUUGGAGAAGUGAGGAGUAUUUCGGGUUAUGAAGCGAUAAGAGGAGAUUAUCAGAUAUCUCCAGACACAAACUCAAAGUGGAGGAACAUGCUUGUGUUGUUGGCUAUGGCUUUUGGGUAUCGUCUUGUUGUUUAUGUUUUGCUACGUUUUGGGCUAAACAAGAAUGUGUCUGCUCGUUUAUUGCUUUGUCAUAGGAAGAAUAACAAUUCUUAG
Messenger RNA from Thlaspi arvense, 1926 nucleotides. The record is from the annotation of a GenBank genome assembly. NCBI's taxonomy places the organism in Eukaryota, Viridiplantae, Streptophyta, Magnoliopsida, Brassicales, Brassicaceae.